This is a messenger RNA of Ogataea philodendri, 357 nucleotides long. RefSeq lists its product as uncharacterized. The transcript has a single exon. NCBI's taxonomy places the organism in Eukaryota, Fungi, Ascomycota, Pichiomycetes, Pichiales, Pichiaceae. The coding region runs from base 1 to 357 and encodes 118 amino acids. The record is from RefSeq and is a predicted model, not a curated record.
AUGGCUGGGAAAAUCACUUCUGUGAUAUCAAACAGGUUCCUUUUCACGCUCACAGACAACAAACACGAGUGUAGAGCUUCCCAGAGCUCUUUGCGUAGUCCCGAUCCAAUUCCCAGAUCCCGUCUCAACACUUCAAGCGCACCUUUCAUCGUCAGUCGAGAGAGCUGGUCUCUUCUUGCACUCAUGUCGCCGCCGGCUCCAUUCUCGUCCACAAUCACAAGCCCGCCAUUUUGGUCGUCUGGGUUGUUCUUUCUAGCAUUGAAGAACUCGUCGUCUUCCAGAUUCGAAAUGACACCAUCCACAGCCGCAGAGCCUACAGCCUUCAUCAGAACAAGAGCCAUAUGGUACUUGAGAUAG